Abrus precatorius (Indian licorice) is the source of this 3437-nucleotide messenger RNA. Its product is annotated as aminodeoxychorismate synthase, chloroplastic. Gene Ontology annotation, biological process: folic acid-containing compound biosynthetic process; L-tryptophan biosynthetic process. NCBI's taxonomy places the organism in Eukaryota, Viridiplantae, Streptophyta, Magnoliopsida, Fabales, Fabaceae. The record is from RefSeq and is a predicted model, not a curated record. Bases 265 to 3024 code for a protein of 919 amino acids. The transcript is spliced from 14 exons.
AAACUGAAUAUAUGAAAUGGAGAUGUCGCCAGCACGCCAAUCAAUAGAUUCUUAUUUAUCAUUUAUUCACUUUGGAAAGCCAUACAGAAGCAACUUCCUCUCCACCACCCGCUCCGAAUCCCGACCGCCACCAACACCAUUCUGAUUCUCUUUUUUCUCUUCUUUUUCUACCUCUCUUCGAUCUCCUAAAUCUGCAACUCUUUCGCAACAGAAUUCAACAUAUAAGUUGUGGAGACUAGUUGUUUGGAUAUUUUUCCUUGCAAAAUGAACUCGUCUUUGCGUUUGUUGUCUUCUGAGCUAACAUGUCCUGCAAGUGAAUCCAUGCAAUACGCAAAUAUGAACUUUCUGUUGUCCAAACCAUCGGUAAGAGUCUCCUGUUUCAUUAAGAAAGGUGAUAAGCAAGUAUCUAAUUGCGACGGAAGAAACGCCGCUGUUUCUUGUCAAUUGAUGCAUAGCCACGUAGAGGAGUCAUAUAAAAGAAAGAAAAGGGUACAGUUGCCAGUACAUAAGCCAGAUUUUGUGAGGACAUUGUUGAUUGACAACUAUGAUAGUUACACAUACAAUAUAUACCAGGAACUUUCUAUUAUUAAUGGCGUCCCUCCCGUGGUGAUCCAAAAUGAUGAUUGGACAUGGGAAGAACUUUGCCAUUACAUAUAUGAAGAAAAUGCAUUUGAUAAUAUUGUCAUAUCACCUGGACCUGGUUCUCCAGCAUGCCCAGAAGAUAUAGGCAUUUGUCUUCAGCUAUUGCUUAAAUGCUGGGAUAUUCCUGUUCUGGGUGUUUGCCUAGGUCACCAGGCAUUAGGUUAUGUGCAUGGAGCUCAAGUUGUCCAUGCAUCUGAACCCAUCCAUGGGCGUUUAAGUGAAAUUGAGCACACCGGCUGCCAGCUUUUUCGUGAUAUACCUUCUGGUGGAAAUUCUGGUUUCAAGGUUGUUCGAUAUCAUUCACUGGUUUUAGAUUCAGAAUCACUUCCUGAAGAUCUCAUUCCAAUAGCAUGGACCUCCUCCAAUAGCACACUUCCAUUUAUUGGGCCCAAAGAUUCUGGCAAAUUAAAUGCUCAUGAAAGUCAGACAGAUCAAAGCAUUUUUGUUGAUCCUUUUUUAGCUGAAGUAGGAAAUGGAAGUUCAAACCAUGUUGGUUAUGGACGAACUAGAAGUGCAAGAGUUCUCAUGGGAAUUAGGCAUUCCACAAGACCACACUAUGGUGUGCAGUUUCAUCCGGAGAGUGUUGCAACAUGCCAUGGAAGUCAAAUAUUCAAGAAUUUUAGAGAGAUUACAGAAAAUUAUUGGCUGAGAUUUAGGCCAUCAUACAAGGACAAGCAUGUUCAUUCUGAUGCAUGCAUGCAGGUUUCAAGUGCUAAUAGACACUACAGAGAAGUUUGCAGAAGUGUUAGUUCAGAGAAUAAUGAAGUGGAUCAGUUAAAAAAAGUUGUUAAUGGAGUUAGACAUAUUGCAUGCAAUAAUGCUGAGAUGAAACGUUCAGAAAUGUUUGACAUGCUAAACGCUGAUCAUGCAAGCACUGAUUAUAAAUGUUUGAAGUUGAAAUGGAAGAAAUUUGGUCGCUUGGCUGGUCAAGUUGGUGGAGCAAGAAGUAUAUUUUGUCAGUUGUUUGGACAGGAAACUGAAAAUACCUUUUGGUUGGAUAGUUCGUCCACAGAGAAGGGAAGAGCAAGAUUUUCAUUUAUGGGAGGAAAAGGUGGAUCACUUUGGAAGCAGUUAACAUUCAGAUUGUCUGAUCAAAGUGAUGGGUGUUCAAAAGGUGGUGGAUAUUUGUCAAUUGAAGAUUCUAAAGGUUCGGCCAAAACAAUAUUCUUGGAAGAUGGUUUUCUUGAUUUUUUGAACAAGGAGCUUCAAUCAUAUCGUUAUGAUAAACAUGAAUAUGAAGGUCUGCCAUUUGACUUUCACGGAGGAUAUGUUGGUUACAUUGGAUAUGACCUCAAAGUUGAAUGUGGUGUCACAUCUAACCGUCACAAAUCUAAAACUCCAGAUGCAUGUUUUUUCUUUGCUGAUAAUCUUGUAGCUAUUGACCACAAAAAUGAUGAUGUUUAUUUGUUGGCUAUACAUGAAGAAAGCUCAAGUAUUACACAGUGGUUGGAUGAAGCAGAGGAUAAACUUCUGAGCUUAAAUGGCUCUGUGAGAAUGGCUUUGGAAAGACAGAACUCUCAUCCCUUAACUUUUUCCUCAAGUAAAGCUGGUUUUGCAGCUGAAAAAUCUAGAGAGCAGUACAUUGAGGAUGUUAAGAAGUGUCUAAACUACAUUAAAGAUGGAGAAAGUUAUGAGUUAUGUCUCACAACUCAGAUAAGGAAACCUGUAGAGAAAUUAAAUUCUCUUGGAUUUUAUCUGCAUUUGAGAGAAAGGAAUCCAUCACCUUAUGCUGCUUGGCUUAAUUUUUCAAAUGAGGAUCUGUGUAUUUGCUGUUCUUCUCCUGAGAGGUUCCUGCAGUUGGAUAGGAAUGGUACUCUUGAAGCUAAGCCCAUCAAGGGUACAGUAGCUCGUGGUGCUACCAAAGAGGAAGAUGAGCAACUCAAAUUGAAAUUACAGUUCAGUGAAAAGGAUCAGGCUGAAAACUUGAUGAUUGUUGACCUUCUAAGGAAUGACCUUGGUCGUGUUUGUGAUCCUGGAUCUGUUCAUGUGCCACACCUCAUGGAUGUGGAAUCAUAUGCAACUGUUCACACAAUGGUGAGUACGAUACGUGGUAAGAAACGGUCAGAUGUCAGUGCUGUGGACUGUGUCAAAGCUGCAUUUCCUGGUGGUUCAAUGACAGGUGCACCAAAGUUGAGAUCAAUGGAACUUCUUGAUUCUCUGGAAAGUUGUUCUCGAGGUAUCUACUCAGGCUGUAUUGGAUUUUUCUCGUAUAAUCAGACAUUUGAUCUAAAUAUUGUCAUAAGAACAGUCAUUAUACACGAGGGUGAAGCUUCAAUAGGAGCUGGAGGGGCAAUUGUUGCUCUGUCAAACCCUGAAGAUGAGUAUGAAGAGAUGGUCUUGAAAACAAAAGCCCCAGCAAACGCUAUGAUUCAUUUUGAAUAGAGUUCAGUAAGUCAAACAAUAGCUUUUUCCUUUUUGGCUCAAGGUCAGAGAGCAAUACGAUUCAAUGUAUGAGUCCUUCUAAUCGUUUUAUAAUUUAAUAGAAUAGUAAAGGAUGUUGUAGAAUAGCUAGGUUCAAUUAUUUUGGGGUUAGAAUUCAAUUGAUUUUCUUUCCAAAGAGGAUAGAUAGAUAAAAUGUACUAGUAAUGUUUAUGCUUAGUCAUACUUGGCUUCAAUUUAGGCCCGCUGGGUUAUACGUCGGGUUUUUCUAUACUGUAAUUUGAGUUGGAUGAAGUCCCAAUGUUUUCAUUGUAUUCAUUCAUUUCCUUGUGAAAUUGUGAUAUUUUAUUCGUUGAUACUCUUUUCCACGUGAUUUCUACAAUUAUGUUGCUGCAUUAUUGAGGUAUCUAUUUGUU